CCCGCUGUCACUGCUGGGCGCUGGCGGAGCUCGGCCAAGGGACCCCGCACACCGCAGCUUUGUUGUGGAAAUCCUGGUUACCUGGCUAAGAACCCACACCAUGGAUAACUUAUUGGACUUUGCCUGAAAGGAGUCAUUAGUACCACUGAAGAUUUGAGCAUCCUGGCUGCAGGUUUUUCAGAAUGAAUGGGAGGUCAUGCAGCAUGAGUCUCCACCGGACACCAGGAACACAGGGGCCUGGGAUGGUCAGUGGCCAGCAUAUUCCUCCCAUCCGAGCCCAUUCAGGGACUCCUGGUCCUUUGUCCUAUGGCAGCACACCAAGUCCUGCUCUUGGAAGCCUUGCUAGCAACUUCCAUCUCAAGAUGUCCUCGGGAGGAGGGAUGGCUUCUCAGAACAACGUGGCUGAGAGCCCCAUCCAUCUACCUGCCCUGAGCCCCAGGCGACAAGUGCUCACCAAUGGGAAACCACGAUUCCAGGUCACCCAGGCUGGAGGCAUGUCAGGGUCACAUACUUUAAAGCCAAAGCAGCAAGAGUGUGGAAGUCCUUUUCCUCCAAAUCCUGGGAAAGGGGCUCUUGGCUUUGGGCCUCAGUGCAAGUCCAUUGGAAAAGGCAGCUGCAACAAUCUAGUGGUCACCAGCAGUCCCAUGAUGGUUCAGCGACUGGGACCCAUUUCACCUCCAGCAAGCCAGGUCUCCACAGCAUGCAACCAGAUCAGUCCUAGCUUACAGAGGGCAAUGAAUGCAGCCAACCUGAAUAUACCUCCUUCAGAUACCAGGUCUCUCACUUCACGGGACUCUGUGGCUUCCACGACUUUGAGUCUGACGGAGAGUCAUUCGGCCUUGAGUGUGAAACGAGAGUGGUCUCAGGACUACCGACCCCUCCCUUCGCUGGCCUCCAGCCACGGCUCUCAGAACGGCGUCGAUCUAGGGGACCUCUUUAGCCUUCCUCCUGGGACAUCCAUGUCUAGCCACAGCACCUCGAACUCAUUGCCGUCCUACCUUUUCGGCAUGGAAAACAGCCACUCGCCUUACCCCAGCCCCCGACACUCCUCCACGCGCUCCCACUCGGCCCGCUCCAAGAAGCGAGCGCUGUCCCUGUCCCCGCUGUCCGAUGGCAUUGGCAUUGACUUCAACACCAUCAUCCGCACGUCGCCCACCUCCUUGGUGGCUUACAUCAACGGAUCGAGGGCCUCCCCGGCCCACGUGUCCCCCCAGCCAGAGGUCUACGGGCAUUUCCUGGGGGUGCGUGGCAGCUGCAUUCCCCAGCCGUGCGCGGUGCCCGGUGGGCAGAAGGGCGUGCUGGUGGCCUAUGGUGAAAAUGGGGCGCCGGAGUACGAGCGCAUGCAGCAGCUGGAGCACGGUGGCCUGCAGCCGGGCCAGGUCACCAACAUGGUGGUGCAGCAUGGCCUGCCCGGGCCGGAUGGCCAGCCGGCUGGCAUGCUCAAGACGGAGCGCCUGGAAGAGUUCCCAGGCAGCGCCCUGGACCUACCCUCCGCCCCCCCUCUUCCUCCUCUGCCACCACCCCAAGGCCCCCCACCCCCUUACCACGCCCACCCACACCUUCACCACCCCCCGGAGCUGCUGCCCCACGCGCAGACCCUGGCCCUGCCCCAGGCCGCCCUGGAUGAGGAUGGAGAGAUGGAGGACCUGGGGGGCAAACACUGCUGUCGCUGGAUAGACUGCAGCGCGCUGUAUGACCAGCAGGAGGAGCUGGUGCGGCACAUCGAGAAGGUCCAUAUAGACCAGCGCAAGGGGGAAGACUUCACCUGCUUCUGGGCUGGCUGCCCCAGAAGGUACAAGCCCUUCAAUGCCCGCUACAAACUGCUCAUCCACAUGAGGGUUCACUCUGGGGAGAAGCCCAACAAGUGUACGUUUGAAGGUUGCAAGAAGGCCUUUUCAAGGCUUGAGAAUCUCAAGAUCCACUUGAGGAGCCACACAGGAGAGAAGCCCUAUCUGUGCCAACAUCCGGGCUGUCAGAAGGCCUUCAGUAACUCCAGUGACCGUGCCAAGCACCAGAGGACACAUCUGGACACUAAACCUUAUGCUUGUCAAAUUCCAGGAUGUACCAAACGCUACACAGACCCAAGUUCCCUAAGAAAACAUGUGAAGGCACAUUCGUCCAAAGAUCAACAAGCAAGGAAAAAGCUGCGGUCCAGCGCGGAGCUCCAUCCAGACCUCCUCACAGACUGCCUCACAGUGCAGCCCCUGCAGCCAGCCACUUCCCCACGAGAUGCUCCUGCAGAAGGCCCCUUGGGCUGCUCCCCCAGGUCCGGUCCCGACCUCUAUCCAGCUCCCAUUUUCUCCAGCAAUCAUUCAAGCCGAAGUGGAACAGCUGCUGGGCCCAUGCCACCCCCACAUCCUGUCAGUCACCCUUCUCCGGGACAUAAUGUACAGGGGAGCCCUCACAACCCCUCCUCUUCCCAGUUACCUCCACUCACAGCUGUGGACUCGGGCGCGGAGAGAUUCGCCACUCCUGCUCUCUCACCUCACCAUAUCAGCCCCCGGAGAGUUCCAGCUCCCUCCUCAGCCCUGCAAAGAACACAGCCUUCUCAUACCCAACAGUCCUCAGGCGCACACCUGAAGUCCUAUCAGCCAGAGACAAGCUCUUCUUUUCAACCAAAUGGUAUCCACGUCCAAGGAUUCUAUGGGCAGCUGCAGACAUUCUGCCCACCACAUUACACUGAAAACCAGAGAACUGCACCGCCCAGCAGCUCUUGCAGUGUGAUACCAUCCUUCGAGGAUUGCUUGGGCCCUACAACCAUGGGCCAGGCUGGUUUCGAUGUUUUCCACAGAGCCUUCUCCACUCAUUCUGGCAUUACAGUGUAUGAUUUACCUUCAAGUUCCUCCAGCCUCUUUGGGGAAUCUCUUCGCAGUGGGCCUGAAGAUACGACAUUCCUACAGAUCAGCGCUGUGGACCGCUGCCCUAGCCAGCUCUCCUCUGUCUACACGGAGGGCUAAACACUUCCAUGGCCUCUACUGCAUAUGCAGAGCCUUUUAGUGGUGAUUUCUGGUCUUUUGUUUUCAUGUUCUUACAGAUCGAGUGAAGCAAUAUGUCAACCCAAUGUGCGGAGCAGAGGGGUCACCGUGUCUGGCAUGCAGGACGAGGGUGAUCAGAACUAGCUUGGCAGGAAGUUUGCACUUGCUCCUUUGUCCUCUCUCAGUUUGCUGGGCAAGGUCACCAGCAGGACUUUUCUUUUCAAAGGGAAUGUAGAGUCACUCUGUACGGGAUACCUGUUACUUCCUGGCUGUCAUCCCUCAAAAGAUGUCAGUGAAACAAUGUCUGCAUGGAAAGAGUUUGGGAAUAACCCUUGCUGAAAAUUCCAAAGAGGGAAGGAUGGUCCUGUUACCAAUGUGGCACAGUGAGCAGCCUCUCCCAAGGUUCUCCAUCUCAGCCGCACGAUGGAAAGCCAGACCCAACCAGGAAAAUCUACAUCCAAAGCCUAUUGCGGUCUCCAAUUGGAGAAAUGCCCUGGGAUUCCCUCCGGUCUUUGAAUAGCUUCAGCGCUAGCCAAUUGCUUCUCAGUGUUUCUCCAACGGCAAAAUGAAGUUUCGUCUUCCAGCAACCUAUGUUGCUGGAACAACAAAUACUUGUUAUUUACAUUACCUUAACAAGCAAAAAAAUAUUUACAGGUUUGUUCUUUGGAUGGAAAUCAUUAUUAUUUUAAUCCUUGCAGUUAACAUUUGUUUUGCCAGACCUGUCACUCUGUCUUGACCCUACACCUGGAAUGUUUUGUAGUUAGCAAACACUCCCUGAGGGAAAUGGAAUGGGUGUACACCCACUCACACAUGCAUGCACACACACGCGUGCACACACACACACACCCUGCUCCCAGUGCCCUACAUAGCAGGAACUCUCAUGGAUUGUCUGGUCAGUAACUUCACCUUGUAAACUUUGUCCUUUGACGGGUUCAUCCAUUGUCUGUGCUCUGGUGCUCUGUCUGAGAAAUGCCAGAGAUAUGAACACAGACACACAGACAACGCGUGUUCACUUUGCACUUACUUGCAAUUACUUUGCACUCCUUUGCUUGUUUCCUUCGGUGUACCCCCCCCAACUGCCUGUUUCCCCCCCACACACAACUUUUCCCUACCCUCUUUCCAUAUCUUUCUCGUAUUCUGUUAUUCAAACCUGCCUAACACUCCUGGUAUCCUGUUUGUCGACUCUUGGGAAGCCAGAAGGGAUGGUUCACAAAAAGUGAGCGAAAACAGGUAACCCUUCACUGAAACUCUAGUUGAAGGCCUGGGGAUUUUUUAUUACAGAUCCCUUGGCUAUUUUUUUAUAUAAGACCUAAACAGAAAGUCAUUUUCAGUGACACUUUACUAAAGUAUUUUUAAAAAUAUCCUAGACCCCAGUGCAUAGGCUGUGAAACUCCCAAUGACCUGGUCCAUUCUGACAUUCUAGUAUGCUUCUAUUUCAGUUUCUUACUCUCUUAGUUUUUUAAAGUGUUUUGAAUGAAAAGUGAAAUAGUUAUCAAACUGAAAUAAUGACAGCCUUCAGCAUGACAAGCACUGCUUGGUGAGACUUGGGGUCCAGUGACAAUUUAUAUCCUGACAGACAUGUCUUUCCAGCCUGACUCUAAAAUCACAAAUGCGUACCCUGAUUUGCUUUCCGUUCAUUCUACCAUAGAAAGGGGGAGAAUCAAGAACCAAGCGUGGAUUUUGUUUUACAGCACCCUUGAUUUCUCUUGCUGUUGGGCUCUGUUCUCUGAACACUUAUCAUGCAGAUGUUCAUUUCUGCAAAAAUUUGAAUUCCCACUUUAUAAAAACUUUCUGUGCCUUAGGAAAAGAUGUCCACAGGUGAGUGCUCAGGCUGCUGUAAACAGAGUACCAUCCUUCUUCUCAAAGAACUUGGGGAAGGCAUGAAAUGGCUUAAGCAAGGAUAUGUGCCUGCUAACAUGGCUUAAUUGCUAGCAUCCCUCAGUAUGCGCUGACACACCCUACAAAGAAAAGCAUGCAGUGCAUUUAUCCAUGCUUACAUUCUGAAACUUUUAGAAGGAACACAAAGUGUGGUUCAUUGGUGAGUUGUCAGACCUGCCUUGUGGCCCUAUGUAAUUUGAAGUAGAAAGGGGAGGGAGUGAAGAGAACAAAGCAAAAAGCUGAAAUUUAGAAACCAUGGCAGACCAGCUCUGGCCUCGUGAUGAUCUUUCACAAAAACCCUGCUCCUCUGUGGCUUUAGCUGACCAGGAAGGAACUCCAGAAGGGCCUCCUAAUAGCAGUUCCUUUAGCACCUCCUUUCUCAGCAGAGUCUCCAGACCCAGCCUAUACAGGCUAUUGUCAGGUGUGUGGCCAGGUGUGUGCAGGGGACCUGGCCAAGUGGAACUCCUCACAGGCCUCUCAGUGUUUCCUGAUACCUGCAAGAUUGAGGUUGUAGCUUCAGGAAAUGACACGUGCAGAUUCCCCUUUGAAAACAAAAACAUACAUAAACAGUAACAACAGUAAUACUGGUGCUUAUGAAAACACACUGUCCAAGGGCAUUUAUUCUAAUACAUGGGAAAAUAUCAGUAUGCCUAGAGACAUUUCACUGGCUACAUUGGGUUAAUUCUCUACCAGGACGGCAUCCAAAUGACAAUUACAGUUUCAGCUCUGAUCAGCAUUUAGCUAUUAUUUAAUUAUUUACUGGCACUAUGAAGUAUCUCCUUUAUCCUCACCCAAAUUACAUAGCGGAUCCUAAAAUGAAAAAAAAAAAAAGUUCUGUAGUAAGUCAUAGUAUAGUUUACAUGGAUAAUAGUGUUUCGGUUGUGUUCAGUUGUUUUAAAAUAUCAGCUGACAAGCACACUACUACAUUCAUACCAGUUCUGAACAGGGAUGACCAUUCAACUCCCAACCAGAAAACCUUGACUUUUCAGUUGCCUUGAAGUAUUGGGAAUAGCAACUCUUUAAGUAUUGUCUCAUUAACUGGUGUUUUCUUUGAUCAUGUCAUACUAUAACAGCAUUUCUUAAUGGCACUUUUUGUUAGUGAUGUUAUUAUCAUUUAUUAUUAUUAUUACUAUUGUUAUUGCCACAGAUUAAAUAAAGCAAAAAAAAAAAAAACAAAGAAAAACCAAACUUAUUGGGAGAAAUGGUGAGUGUAAAAAAAAAAAAAUGAGAGAUUUAUUUUGUACAGACAGCAAAGUAUCCUGUGUAAUGUUGCUGACAUAAAACACUUGGGGUGGGGGGAGGCGGAAUGGAAAUCUGUUUUCCAUAAAUCACACAGGCUCUUGUACAUAAUUCUGUACACUCACGUAGAGAAUUGAGCUGCAUAUAUCAUACUGGAUAUGGGGCUGAUUUUAACUCUCAAGGCACAUCUGCUGCUUGUUGUCAUAAAUCUUUUAAAGAAUUAGGUACACUUUUUUCUAUUAAUAUGUAUAGUUUUGUGAUUUGUCACAGUUAUGUUUCAUAUAAUCAUAAGUUAUUUUGUCUUGUUUCAUGAAGUUCUUUUUUUUAAUGUCAAAAAUAAAAUGAAGGGAUUGUGCACUUGGUACCAAAUAAAACUGGAAAUAGAGGAUACACCCUCCCACCUGAAAUCCUCCUUCAAUGCGUUGCUUUAAAACACAAUGUCAACGACCAUUGUUUGUGUUUGUGUGUGUUUCAUUUAUUUUGGUUUGUUUUGUCAUCAGCCUCCUCUGUAUUGGGGGAUCGUAAUUAUAAUUAAAAGCAGAUGGGGGAGGGGAGAGGGCCCAAGGCCAGCUUUAAAAUGCCGCAUUGCUUUGGGCCAGAGCUGCAGCCUGGAUUUAAUUAUAGAUAUGAGGACGAAAUGGCAGUAAAAAUGAAUGUCUCCCUGAAUCCUUUACAUGUUGGGAGUGUCCAUAAAUAAAACAUGAAGUUUUAUUUCAUCACA
Messenger RNA from Dipodomys spectabilis (banner-tailed kangaroo rat), 6813 nucleotides. It is a transcript of the gene Glis3, whose product is annotated as GLIS family zinc finger 3. The transcript is spliced from 11 exons. The coding region runs from base 183 to 2957 and encodes 924 amino acids. Gene Ontology annotation, molecular function: DNA-binding transcription factor activity, RNA polymerase II-specific; RNA polymerase II cis-regulatory region sequence-specific DNA binding. The record is from RefSeq and is a predicted model, not a curated record. NCBI's taxonomy places the organism in Eukaryota, Metazoa, Chordata, Mammalia, Rodentia, Heteromyidae. Gene Ontology annotation, cellular component: nucleus. Gene Ontology annotation, biological process: regulation of transcription by RNA polymerase II.